Molecule: messenger RNA, 1860 nt
Organism: Arxiozyma heterogenica
Lineage: Eukaryota; Fungi; Ascomycota; Saccharomycetes; Saccharomycetales; Saccharomycetaceae
Gene: SAS10
Product: rRNA-processing protein SAS10
Exons: 1
Coding region: 1-1860 (619 amino acids)
Biological process (GO): maturation of SSU-rRNA from tricistronic rRNA transcript (SSU-rRNA, 5.8S rRNA, LSU-rRNA)
Cellular component (GO): small-subunit processome; nucleolus
Source: RefSeq, a predicted model, not a curated record
AUGGUCAAAGGGAAAGGAAGGGCAUCCAGAAGAGAGGAGGAAGAACAAGAUCCAUAUGGUCUGAACGAAGUAGAUGAAUUUGCUGCUAAAAAUGAAAGAAUUUUGUUAGAAAAUUCCACAUUAUAUAAUGAAAAUGGACAAACUGAUGAAGAUAAACUUGAUGACGAUGAUGAAGAAGCAGUUAUGGAUAUUAGUGAUAUUGAUGAAAGUGAAGAUGAGGAUGAAAAUGAAAUGCAAGUGGAGAGUGAAAAGGCGUACAGACAAAUUUUUGGUCGUAGUUUAAAGGAUGAUCAAAGACCUUUAGAGGAUGAAGAGGCUAUUUUAGAUAACGAGAAUGCCUGGGGUUCGACUAAGAAUGAAUACUAUGGUGCUGAUGAUCUGGAUGACGAUGAAACAGCUAAAGAAAUUGAGAAGGAAGCUUUGCGUCAACAAAAGAAACAUUUACAGGAAUUAAAUAUGACUGAUUAUCUAGAUGAUGAAAUUGAAGAAGAAUGGGUACAAAAUGCAAAAGAGUUUGAUGUCUCUGAAUUCCAACAGUCUACUAGGCAAACUAGUAAUAAUAAUAUUUCAUUGAAAGAUGUCCGCAAUAUGAACCAAGAAUCUAAAGAGAAAUACUUCAAAACCAUGUUUCCAGAAUACCUACCACUUUGUAAGGAAUUUACUCAAUUGACUGAAGUUCUUAAUAAACUGAAAAAUUCAAAACAAGAUAAUGAAUUCGUUAAAAUUAAAGCCAUUGCACUUUCGACAUAUCUUGGUUCAAUUGCUGCAUAUCUAGGUGUGUUAUCCCAUGAAUUUAAUAAUAACGAGGACUUUACAACCAUGAAGAAUCAUCCCGUUAUGGAGGCCAUUUUAACAACCAAGGAAAUAUGGCGACAAGCCAACGAAUUACCAAAUAGUUUUGACUCUAACACUCAAAAAGAAAGGAACACAAAUUUUGAAUAUGAUGAUAAUGAUAUGGUUGAAGAUGUUCAAGAAAUAGAUAAAGAAAUAUUUAACAACAUUCCUGGGAAUGAGAAUAAUGAGACAGACGACAAUGCUGAUAAUAAUAUGGCAAAUGAAAAUGAUAGUGACAACAGUGACGAAGCAGAUCUAGAUGAUUUUGAGGAAUAUGUCGGUCUAUCUCGUAUUGAUAGAAAGUCUCCAAAGCAAAUAAUGACAUUUGCUGAUAAAGAAAGUCAUAAGACUAAUAAUGUCGAACUUGUUGAUGAUUUCGUUGAAUCUGAGAUGGCAGAAAUUGAUGCGCAGGAAAAGAAAAAGAGAAAAAAAUCUUUACGUUUCUACACUUCUAAAAUUGAUCAACAAAGUAAUAAGAAAAUGGAUAGAUUUAUGGGUGAUGAUGAUAUCCCAUACAAAGAGAGAUUAUAUGAAAGACAACAAAGAUUAUUGGAAGAAGCCAGACAACGUGGUCUCCAUGAUAAAAAUGGCACAGACUUGGGUGUCGAUGAUUAUGAUUCCCAAGAAGAGGCUGCAAUAGCAAAAUCGGUUAAUGAUCAAAGUAUAAAUGACUAUUAUCAUCAAAUUCAAAGGAAUAGGGAAGAAAGAAAACAGAGCCGUAAAGAGGCACAUAAAACUGCUCUGAUAGCUGCUAGAGACGGUAAGUUAGCUGAUGCCAUAGAAGCAGUUGGUGAAGAUGGUAAGCGUGCAAUUAACUACCAAAUCUUAAAAAAUAAAGGUUUAACGCCAAAGAGAAAGAAAGAAAACAGAAAUGCACGUGUUAAGAAAAGAAAGAAAUAUGAAAAAGCUCAAAAGAAACUUAAAUCUGUUCGUGCAGUAUAUUCAGGUGGUCAAUCUGGUGUUUAUGAAGGUGAAAAGACUGGUAUUAAGAAGAACUUAACAAGAUCUGUUAAAUUUAGAAAUUGA